UCUUCUCGCUCUGCACUUUGCAUGCGAAAGCCCAGAGGAAAGGCACCAUGAAGUGUUAAAAAUAACAAAACAAAACAAACCAGCAACAACAACAACAAAAAAUUUACUCGCAACAACACCAGCUAACACUUCCAGCUGCAGUUUGCAAGCUGCAAAAGAGAGAGAGAGGAGAGAGAGAAGGGAGGGAGAGAGGAGGAAAAAAAAAAAACCUUUAUGCAAAAGGCGAAUAGCAAGAGCCCCUCGCUCUGAUGCAUCAGCGGCAGCGGAGACUCUGCAAAGGAUAACGCGGAGCGGGAGCGAGAGCAGCCGGGGCGAAUUGGAGCGGAGGCUGCGAGGGGCCGUGGCGAGAGGCAGAGGCAGGAGAGCGCGGAGCGGAGCGGAGCUCGCCAAAAAUCAAGCUGGCUCACCCGGUGGCAACUCAGAGCAGUCCCCUCGCUCCCGGAGCGCACCCUUUCUGGAGGACUGUCAGCAGCAAAAGGAUGGCAUCAGAACUGGCAAUGAGCAGCUCCGACCUGCCCACCAGUCCCCUGGCCAUGGAAUAUGUUAAUGACUUCGAUCUGAUGAAGUUUGAAGUGAAAAAGGAGCCGGUGGAGACCGAUCGCAUUAUCAGCCAGUGCGGCCGCUUGAUCGCCGGGGGAUCGCUCUCUUCCACCCCGAUGAGCACGCCCUGCAGCUCGGUGCCCCCGUCCCCCAGCUUCUCGGCGCCCAGCCCCGGCUCCGGCACCGACCAGAAGACCCACCUGGAAGACUACUACUGGAUGACGGGCUACCCGCAGCAGCUCAACCCGGAGGCGCUGGGCUUCAGCCCCGAGGACGCGGUGGAGGCGCUGAUCAACAGCAGCCACCACCCGCUGCCCGGCGCCUUCGAUGGCUAUGGCGGCGCGCCCCACUACCACCACCACCACCACCACCCGCACCACGGCGGCGGCGGCGGCGGCGGCGGGCACCCCCACGCCGCGGCGCCGGGCAGCGCGCCGCCCUCCUCCGCCUCCUCGGCCGCCGGCUCCGGCGGCGGCGGCGGCGGCGGCGGCGGCGCCGGGGGGCUGCACCACCCGCACCACGGCGGCGGCGGCGGCGGCGGCGGCGGCGGCCUCCACUUCGACGACCGCUUCUCCGACGAGCAGCUGGUGACCAUGUCGGUGCGGGAGCUCAACCGGCAGCUGCGGGGCGUCAGCAAGGAAGAGGUGAUCCGGCUGAAGCAGAAGAGGAGGACCCUCAAAAACAGGGGCUAUGCCCAGUCCUGCCGCUUCAAGAGGGUCCAGCAGCGGCACGUCCUGGAGUCGGAGAAGAACCAGCUGCUGCAGCAAGUGGAGCACCUAAAGCAGGAGAUCUCCAGGCUGGUCCGGGAGAGGGACGCCUACAAGGAAAAAUACGAGAAGCUGGUCAGCAAUGGCUUCAGAGAAAACGGAUCCAGCAGCGACAACCCUUCCUCUCCAGAGUUUUUCAUGUGAGUUCCCACAGCCUUGCCACCUUAACUAAAAGUUCUCCGUGUGAGUUGUUGUUGGGGGCUUUGCUAGAGCGACAACCCAGCUUGCCACCUUCUAUUACUUUUUUUUUUUUUUAAACUCAAAACGAUUUUAAAACAAAGUUGUUUUUUGGGUUGGUUUUUGUUUUUCUUUUGCUUUUUUUUUUCUUUUUAAGGUGGGCUGGCUCCGUGUUGGCCAACCUAAAGUUCUACAUGAGUUCCUUUUCUGUUUAUUAUUAUUAUUAUUUUUUUAUUUUUGUGGGGGCUUGCUGUUGUGGUUUUUUUUAUUAAAUUUAAAAGAUCCAACUCGCCACCAACUCAGUUCUUCAUAUGAAGCUUGCUCUUCUUUGAGACCUGCCAUCCACAUUAUAUAUAUAUUUUUAAGUUCAUGAGGUUUUUUUUUUCUUUUGAGCUUGCUGUGUCCAAAAAAGUCAGAUUUUUUUUUUUUUGCCAUCCUGAGUUCUUCAUAUGAGAUUUGAGCUUUGCAAAAAGAAAAAUAAAAUAAAAAAAAUAAAAAAAACCAAAACAAAAACAAAAAAAUACAAAAACAAUGUGAAAUUUUUAGACUCCAGCUUGCUGAGUUCCAUCAGUUUUUAGCGUUGUUGUGCAAAACUAGAGAUAUGCCUAGAUCAACCUGCCAAAAUCAAGCCUGCAUCAACCUUCGGUGUGUUCAUGUGAGUUUUGGCCUUAAUCUGCCAAACGUGAGACUUUAGUCUGCCAUUAGAAUCCCAUACUCAUCUCAUGCAUUACGCUUGCUAUUUUGUCUUAGCAACAAUGAACUAUAACUGUUUCGAAAGACUAUGAAAAAGAGACAUUAUAUUAAUAAAAAACCCUGCAUGCUGGUCAUGUACGGUAUAAUUAUUUUUUUUUUCUUUUGCUUGGAAAUGGACUUUUGGAGACUAUUAUGGCAUGGCAUUCAUCCUUUUGUUUUAUUGCCUCAUCACUUUUUUGGGUUGAAAGCAAAAAAGUGCAACCUUUGAUCUUCCUCCUCCUCUUCCUCCCCAUUAAAGUUUGCAUCUGCUCUAAAACUGCUUUGAGUUACUCAAAACUUCAGACUUCCUUUUAAAUGCACUGAAGCAUUCCCUGUCAAAAAACCUGCCAGAAUGGAUUUUGAUAACCUAAUGUGGCAAAAAAAAAUCACAAAAAAACCACAAAAAGAACUUUGGAAAGAUGUUCAAAAACAAAAUUCACAUCCCACUUGGGGGGGACAUUGAAACCAUGCUGUUGCCUAAAACAGUCUAAAAAUUAAUUUUAAAUGAUCUGCCCCAUUUUUUUUUCCUUUUGCAUUUGGUCAUUGUCAAAUGUGGAAUGCUCUGGGUUCCUAGUAUAUAAUUUAAUUCUAGUUUCUGUCAUCUGUUAGCCCAGUUAAAAUGUAUGCUACAGAUAAAGGAAUGUUAUAGAUAAAUUCGAAAGAGUUAGGUCUGUUUAGAUGUAGAUUUUUUUUUAAAGAUUGAUGCACUAAAUUGUUUACUGUCGUGAUGUAAAGGGGGGUAGAAUUUGCAACGGGACUGUUUUAAAAAGUAGUUUAUGCAGCAUGUGCUUGCAACUUAAAUAUAAGUUGGGUAUAUGUAGUCCUUGCUAUACCACUGACUGUAUUUGAAAACCAAAGUAUUAAAAGGGGGAGGCACCCCUGUUUAUAUCUAUAGGGGUAUUUUACAUUCAAAAUGUAUGGGUUGGUUUUGUUUUUUUUUUUUUUUUCAAAAUUGAAGUAUUUGGGACUGAAUUGCACUAAGAUAUAACCUGCAAGCAUAUAAUACAAAAACAAAAAAAAAAUUAUGAACCUGUUUAGAACGCUAAUACAAUUUAUGCAGUUAUAAAGAUGGCAUUACUGCACAGUUUUAAAAUGAUGCAGAUUUUUUUACAGUUGUAUUGUGGUGCAGAACUGGAUUUUCUGUAACUUCAAAAAUUCCACAGUUUUAAAGGCAAUAAUCAGUAAAUUUUAUUUUCAGGGACUGAUAUCCUGUCUUUUAAAAAAAAAUGGAAAGUAAAUCUUACCACAAUAAAUAUAAAAAAAUCUUGUCAGUUACUUUUUCUUUUACAUAUUUUGCUGUGCAAAAUUGUUUUAUAUCUUGAGUUACUAACUAACCACGUGUGAUGUUCCUAUGUGCUUUUCUUUCAUUUUCGACUCUAUGGUUAUAUCAAAAGAGAGAAUAAUCUACAAUAAUAAACUGCAUUUUUUUGAUUCCGUA
This is a messenger RNA of Gymnogyps californianus (California condor), 3654 nucleotides long. RefSeq names its product MAF bZIP transcription factor (gene MAF). Bases 480 to 1451 code for a protein of 323 amino acids. Gene Ontology annotation, biological process: regulation of transcription by RNA polymerase II. Lineage: Eukaryota; Metazoa; Chordata; Aves; Accipitriformes; Cathartidae. The record is from RefSeq and is a predicted model, not a curated record. The transcript is spliced from 2 exons. Gene Ontology annotation, cellular component: nucleus. Gene Ontology annotation, molecular function: RNA polymerase II cis-regulatory region sequence-specific DNA binding; DNA-binding transcription factor activity, RNA polymerase II-specific.